This is a messenger RNA of Brassicogethes aeneus, 487 nucleotides long. NCBI's taxonomy places the organism in Eukaryota, Metazoa, Arthropoda, Insecta, Coleoptera, Nitidulidae. The record is from the annotation of a GenBank genome assembly.
AAACUACCAAACUGUCAAAAUUUGACAUUUUCGCCCCCUUUGUAUUUUUAAAGCAUAUUUUCUAACAAUGUUCAACGAAAGUAACUACAAUUGGGAGGCCCACAACAGACAGGUUGUUGUAGAAGGACGAAACGUAUUAGAAAGAACUGGAGAAAGUUUGGCAAGAUCAAACGUGAUAGCCAUCGAAACAGAAAAUAUUGGAAAUGAAGUUAUCACAGAACUUGGCGAGCAAAGGGAAGCAUUAUUACGUACCAGGGGAAGACUAGAGAAUGCUAAUGAACAAUUGGAUAGUGCUAAAUCAGUUCUUAAGAGGAUGGGUCGGAAUGUGGUUUAUAAUAAGCUUAUUUUGAUCUUUAUUAUUAUUACUGAAAUUUUAAUAUUAAUUUCUGUAACUUAUCUCAAGUUUUUUAAGAAGUAGAAUUAUUUAUGUUAUUAUUAACCAAGCAUGCAUGUCAUAACCCACAUUUUUUGUAAUAUUUUUGUAUAG